Spea bombifrons (plains spadefoot toad) is the source of this 1101-nucleotide messenger RNA. Its product is annotated as tumor protein p63-regulated gene 1-like protein. The transcript has 5 exons. Lineage: Eukaryota; Metazoa; Chordata; Amphibia; Anura; Pelobatidae. Gene Ontology annotation, cellular component: cytoplasm. The record is from RefSeq and is a predicted model, not a curated record. Bases 2 to 835 code for a protein of 277 amino acids.
GAUGACAGAAGAGACAUCCAGUAACACAGAGAGCUCGACAAUGGAGAGAGAGCCGGCUGCCCACCCAGAGACCUCUCUCAGCGAUGUACCCGGCCCCCCGAAACCGUCCGCUCAUCCCAUGUACCCCGAAAAGCCCAGAGAGAACUUCAGUCCGAAAUACAUCACGCCAGAGACCGACGCCGGAGCCCAAAAAGAGGAGUUCUUCGCCUUCAGGCCGUCACUCAUCUCCCAGGCCAUCCAGGAUGUUCGAAGCCAACUCUCCCCUGACGAGGAUGGAAACCUGCAGAGCACCUGGAUCCUGACACAGAUCAGCCACUGGGGCGCAGAGUGUGAGCUCCUGGGGUUCCUGUGCGAGCAGUCCCUGAUCCUCUGCUAUUAUGAUUUUGUUGGGCUCUGCAGCUCCCGACUGUUCCGCGUUCCUCUGCAUUUCAUCGACACCGUGACGUGGGGCCCGCUGUGCUACCCGCCGACCGCACUCAACAAGCUGGACGGACAUGCGCUGAAGGUGCAGUGGGACAAACUCCGCGACCCCCCCUCCUUCAUUUCCCGCUGGAAUCCAUGGGCCCAAAAUCUACCCUACGUCAUCCUGACCAAACACCCCGGAGCCCCCGGCCACCAACACCUCCGAGACAUGUGCCAGCUCGAACCCUUCAUGGAACGCCUAGUGGAGUCGGUGAAAUCGGCUCACAGGCAGCGACCGCUCCCCGGAAGAGCCAACGGCCUGCUGGUCCUCUAUAGAAGCGUCACCGUGGAGACCUCCGUGGGCCUCCUCGCCUUUCUCAGCAGCAAGGCCCAGCUGGGCUACGCCAAACCCCGCGGAAUUUUCGGAUUCUGAAGGUUCCGCAGACUUCGUGUUAAAUGGGCCGGUGACUUCGUGGACCUGUUUGGCCCUCUGGGGCCCCCCUGUGGCAGGAGCGAACGUCCCGUAGAAAUGGUGUUCCUUUGUCAAAGUGCCUUUUAAUGAUGAAUCGCGGAUAUUUUACUGACAAAUGUGGUAGAUUGUCAGCUCUGUGGACAUCGCUGGAUCCCAGGAUCUACUGGGCUGGGCUGACAUCAUCAAUGGGCCUGAUGUGGUGGGUGGGGCUGGUCCCAACUGCUUUA